Rotaria sp. Silwood1 is the source of this 639-nucleotide messenger RNA. Lineage: Eukaryota; Metazoa; Rotifera; Eurotatoria; Philodinida; Philodinidae. The record is from the annotation of a GenBank genome assembly.
AUGAAUUUGAUAAAUAUUGCGAAACAUCUUCUCUAUUUAACACAAUUAGAAUUUUCCUCUGAAGACUCACCAACAAGUGCUGAUGAAAUUUUUGCUUCACAACAAUUAUUCGAGAUUUUAAAGACAUUUAAAGAUGGUUACUUUCAUGAAUUAUAUACUUAUCAAAGUCUCGAUUUUCAUGAUGAAUAUAAUGAAACUACGGAUGAAGAAGACAGUACUGAUGAAAAAGAAUCAACUCAUGAUGAAAAUAUUGGUGACUAUGAUGAAAAUGAAUUAUUAGAGAUUCAGACUUAUUUUACAUUAGAAGAGAUGGAAAAGAUAGUGGAAUUGGUUGAUGAACAUCCAAAUUAUAAAUUUGCAUCUAUCAAGAAUAGAUCUCGAAAAGUCAAAUACAUGCAUUAUAUUACAAGAUUUAGAGAAUACAUUAAGAAGAAUGGUACAAGAUUAGAAAAAGUAAAAAGCAUCAACGAAUUUAUGUGGAAUCAAUUUUAUAUGAAAAGAGCAAUUGAAAAGGAAGCAAUUCAUGAUAUUGAUUUAGAACUUUUUGCAAUCCAAAAAGCAAGAGAACUAAAUUGGGAAAAUUUCAAAGCAAGUAACACAUUUAUCAAGGACUUCAAGAAAGAACAUGGAAUAUCAUGA